AUGUUCCUCAAGCUGAGGACAAAGUACCUCACACUGACGACAAGGUUCCUCACACAGAGAACAAUGUUCCUCACGCUGAGGACAAGCUUCCUCACGGUAAAGACAAGGUCUCUCACGCUGAGGACAAGGUUCCUCACGCUGAGGACAAGGUUCCUCACGGUGAGGACAAGGUACCUCACACUGAGGACAAUGUUCCUCACGCUGAGGACAAGGUACCUCACACUGAGGACAAGAUUCCUUAAGCUGAGGACAAGGCAACUCACACUGAGGACAAGGUACCUCACACUGAGGGAACAUACUCAUGCUGAGGACAAGGUUCCUCAAGCUGAGGACAAGGUUCCUCACGGUGAGGACAAGGUACCUCACACUGAGGACAAUGUUCCUCACUCUGAGGGCAAGGCUCGUCACGCGGACGACAAGGUUCCUCACGCUGAGGACAAAGUUCCUCACGCUGAGGACAAGGUACCUCACACUGAGGACAAGGUUCCUCACUCUGAGGACAAGCUUCCUGACGGUGAGGACAAGGUUCCUCACGGUGAGAACACGGUUCCUGACGCAGAGGACAAGAUUCCUCACGCGGAGGACAUGGUUCGUCCCGCUGAGGACAAAGUGCCACACACUGAGGACAAGAUACGUCACACUGGGGACUAGAUUCCUCCCCCUGAAGACAAGGCACCUCACGGUGAGGACAAGGCACCUCACACUUAGGACAUCGUACCUCACACUGAGGACAAGAUUCCUCAAGCUGAGGACAAAGUUCCUCACACUGAGGACAAGGUACCUCAGACUGAGGACAAGGUUCCUCACUCUGAGGACAAGGUUCGUUACGCUGAGGACAAGGUUCCUCACGCUGAGGACAAAGUUCCUGACGCUGAGGACAAGGUCCCUCACGCUGAGGACAAGGUUCCUCAAGCUGAGGACAAAGUACCUCACACGGAGUACAAGGUACCUCACUCUGAGGACAAGGUUCUUGACGCUGAGGACAAGGUCCCUCACGUUGAGCACAAGGUUCCUCACGCAGAGGACAAGGUUCCUCCCGCUGAGGACAAGGUACCUCACAAUGAGGAAAAGGUUCCUCAAGCUGUGGACAAGGUACCUCACAUUGAGGACAAGGUACCUCCCAAUGAGCACAACGUUCCUCACGCCCAGGACAAUGUUCGUCACGCUCAGCAAAAGGUUCCUAACGCUGAAUACAAGGUACCUCACGCUGAGGACAUGGUAUCUCACGCUGAGGACAAGGUUCCUCACGGUGAGGACAAGGUCCCUCACGCAGAGGACAACAUUCCUCACGCAGAGGACAAGGUACCUCACACUGAGGACAAGGUUCCUCCAGCUGAGGACAACGUUCCUCACUGUGAGCACAAGGUUCCUCCCUCUGAGGACAAGGUACGUCACACUGAGGACAAGGUUCCUCACGCUGAGGAGAAGGUUCCUCGAGUUGAGGACAAGGUACCUCACACUGAGGACAAGGAUCCUCGCGCUGAGGACAAGGUACCUCACACUGAGGACAAGGUUCCUCACGCUGAGGACAAGGUUCCUCGAGUUGAGGACAAGGUACCUCACACUGAGGACAACGUUCCUCGCGCUGAGGACAAGGUACCUCACACUGAGGACAAGGUUCCUCAAGCUGAGGACAAGGCUCCUCAAGCUGAGGAAAAGGUACCUCACACUGAAGACAAGGUACCUCCCAUUGAGGACAGGGUUCCUCACGCCCAGGACAAGGUUCCUCACACUGAGAACAAGGUUCCUCACGCUGAGGACAAGGUUCCUGACGCUGAGGACAAGGUUCCUCAAGCUGAUGACAAGGUACCUCACAUUGAGGACAAGGUACCUCCCACUGAGCACAAGGUUCCUCACGCCCAGGACAAGGUUGGUCACGCUGAGGACAAGGUUCCUGACGCUGAGGACAAGGUCCUCUGGCUGAGGACAAGGUUCCUCAAGCUGAGGACAAGGUUCCUCACGCUGAGCAGAAG
Paramuricea clavata is the source of this 1973-nucleotide messenger RNA. The record is from the annotation of a GenBank genome assembly. NCBI's taxonomy places the organism in Eukaryota, Metazoa, Cnidaria, Anthozoa, Malacalcyonacea, Plexauridae.